Molecule: messenger RNA, 1356 nt
Organism: Dipodomys spectabilis (banner-tailed kangaroo rat)
Lineage: Eukaryota; Metazoa; Chordata; Mammalia; Rodentia; Heteromyidae
Product: CD209 antigen-like protein 2
Exons: 7
Coding region: 386-1099 (237 amino acids)
Source: RefSeq, a predicted model, not a curated record
UCAGCAAAGCCUGGGGUCAGAGGGAAGAGUCCCCUGAAAGAUAAGACACUGCUCACCCACUGGGCCAUGUGGAGACGGAACAAAAGAGCCUUAGCUGCACAAGUUCUUUGCUUUCAUGAAAGGCAUUCCAAGAGCUUGCCCUCACCACCGAGGGUGAAGCAGAAGUUUUCAGCUACAAACCCCAAGCCCCACUGACCCGCUCCCUGAAAAUGCUAGAAUGUUCAGCACAAGCUGGGCUGUGUUGAUGGCCCUUCCCCUCCCUUGAGCUCUUCCGCCAUUCCUGCUUACUUCCUUGUUUCUCUUCCGGAGCGAUUGUAGAUUCUGGGAGUGGGAAAUCUAAGACGUGGCCUUCAGUAGCUCCAGGCACUGAAGGACAGCGGUGACCAUGAGCGACUCUCAGGAUGUGAAGGGCCCACAGCUGAGUCUCCUGGAGGAGGACCAGAUGGUAACCGUUAAAGGACAGACUUUUCCACCCACUUCCGGAUUCAGUAGUGUGUCAGGCUGCCUGGGAUAUCGCCUCACUCUCCUGAUCCUGCAGAUGCUAUCUUUUAUCAUCUUGACCGGGCUUCUGGUGGCUGUCCUCAACCAAGGCUCCCAACUUCUUGGCUCUCAGAAUCAAUCAGAACAGGAACUCUACCAAGAACUGACCCAGCUGAAAUCUGCAAUGGACAGCCUGUGCCGGCCUUGCCCCUGGGACUGGACGUACUUCCAAGAAGACUGCUACUUCUUCUCUAAGUCCAAAAGGAACUGGGAAAACUCCAUCAAGGCCUGCCUAGAGAUAGGGGCCCAACUGGUGGUCAUUGAAACUGAUGAGGAGCAGAGCUUUCUGCAGCAGACAUUAAAGAAUAAAGGCCAGACCUGGAUAGGACUGUCAGACCUGAAUGAAGAAGCCACGUGGCGGUGGGUGAACGGCUUACCUCUGUCACAAGGCUUCAAGCAGUAUUGGAACAAAGGAGAGCCCAACAACGUUGGCGAGGAAGACUGUGUGGAGUUCACAGGCGAUGGCUGGAAUGAUGCCAAGUGCAACAACGCAAAUUUAUGGAUCUGUAAAAAACCUUCGUCCGCCUGCUCCUCGAGUUCUUUGACAAAAAAGCUCUGAGAGUCUUCUCCGUCCCAUUCCCCCUCUCUCACCUGAGUCUGGACCACUGUGGUCCUUCCUUUAAUGCCUUCAGGAACCCCUUUGACUUAAUUGCUUGUGGGGAUGACUCACUGAUACAACGACCAGGUGUGGGUUGCAUUCAGGGGCGUGUGUGUGUGUGUGUGUGUGUGUGUGUGUGUGUAUUUGGGUGUAAGGGGGGGGUGUUCUGUUGAUCUGUUCUGUUUUCCUUGCUGAGAUUAAAAAGGUUUGCACAAAGA